AAAUACGCGUGCGCAGGGCGGACCCAUACAGACGGCGGUAAGGGAGGCAGUGGUGUGCGUGAGCGCUGUGUCAACCGCUUCCAGGCACUUCGCACGGGCCUCGAACCCGGAACUUUCGCGCCCAGCUGACGGCCAGCGAUCACCAUGCCUCGCAGGAAGCAGCACAGUCCGAAGAAAGUGAGAUUGGAUGAUGGGACUGCAGCUGCGGGCGCAGCGACGUCAGCAUCACCACUUGAAGAAGAUGUCGAUGACGAUGUGUUCCGCGAAGACUUGGACGGGGACUUCCAUGCAGACGCUGAUGAUGAGUAUGAGGAGGACCUUGAGAAUGAAGAAACUUUCCUUGGAGACGAGAAACAAACCCUUCUCGGGCACGGGGUGUACCCAGGAUGGAGGGCAGGGGCAAUCCCACCAGCAGACUAUCUCCCCAAUGGGUCCUUACAGGUAGCUUUUGAUGAAUCGCCGCUCAAGUCUUUGAGUCAGUUGAGUGAGGGUGUGCCAGGGGAAAUGAGAGGCACCCCUCAGACACAAGGGAGUUUUGUUGAUGACACCAAGAACUACCUCUUCAGCCCUUACAGCAUCUUCAUCCGAUCCAACCUGCGGAGGCAGAACCGCUCGUACAACGGUGGAAUGGCCGGUAAGCUGAAGUGCAAAUAUUGCGGGGAGGCGUUCGAAUCCCUGUUCACCCUCACGGUGCACAUGUCUCAGACUGGACACUUCCGAAGCCAGAGCACGUGCGUACAGAGGCUCACGCAGAAAAGCACCAAGCCCAAGAAACGCUCCAUGCUGGACAUGGAGGAGAAGGAGCACACGGAUGCUGUGCUGAAGUGCAUGGGCUGCGGACAGUCCUUCGACACACUUCAGGACCUCACCGUCCACAUGAUGCAGACAAAGCACUAUGAGAAAAUUGCACAAAAGUGGGACUUUGGGAAGGAGGAUGAGGCAGAGGAAGCCCCUCAAGACCUGACUGACUACUUCGGGAACAACAACCUUGUCAGCCCAAACGCUGAGGCAUCAGAAGUACAGUGUGCCAUGCCAGUCUUCUGUAGACCAACAACUCUGAACAUUCCAUCCCAAACUUCUACAGACACAACAGAGGCUGCGAAGGAACCAGCUCAGUCUAGUUCUAGUAGUGCAGCAACGGUGGGCACCCUCCUGCCAUUCAAGUUGGAGGAACUGUUCCCGCAGAUGUACAAAGAGGAAGAUGUGGAACACACCACGACCAUGACGGUGCACAGUUUGAGAGCCAGUCUGCAGUACCAGAAGCAGAAGAAACAGAUCCUGCGGUGUCUGGCCUGCAGCAAGGUUUGCGAUUCCCUCCACAUGCUCACACAGCAUAUGCUGGAUACCGGACACUUCAGCAAGGUCCCCAAUGGUCCAGAGAAGACGGAAGAAGAAAGCAAGGCAGAGAGGGUACCCUUACUUGUUCAAGCACCGUCAUCAACAAUGUCAAAGUCACAGGAUGACUCAAUGGACAAUGAGGUGUCUCCAAGUCAGACAAACGGGAACACAGAAACGUCCACUUCUGUGAUCCAGGCACCUUCCAAGCCGAGGAUUGAAGAGAAGUAUCUGCACACAGCAGAGAUCCAGCAGCCUUCCAAAGGCAAUAUCCUCCAAUUGUUGCAAAACACUGUCCACUGCUCCCUGCAGAAGGCAGCAGGGCAGGAGAGCAGUAGUUCUGUGGGGUCCUACUCGGUUCCUGCCACUAGUGUGUUAGAGAGUAGAUGGAUACAGCGGAGAAGUCCCGUCAUCGCUUCCGCUCCUCCUAGAAUUAAGGUGGAGGAGAAGGAAGAGGAAGGAGCUGUCGACUUGAGGGUUCACUCGUCCCCAUCUCCCACUGUAACCACCAGUGCAAUUCCAUCCACCAGUAGUGUUCUGUCUACAUUGUCCACCACCAGUGGGACUGAAAAGUAUGUCAAACCCAAUGCCAGCAAGGCAAAGCAAGAGGACCCACUGGAUGCCAUGAGGAGAAUAGCACAGUCUUGCGAACCAUCCACACGCUGUGAGGAUGCCUUCAAGAUGCAUAACCACAGCAGCUCUGGCCCCGAUGUCAAGCCCCUCCCAGGGCGUUCCCAGUUGUUAUCGUCCACCAAUUCUGCAGUUAUGACAGCAAGCAAUAGGGUCUCUGGUAGGUUAACUUCCACUAGUCGGACAUUCUGUGAGGCACCAAGUAAAGAAGAGCAGAGGUUAGGUUCUGGUAACCGGCGAAUAGCGCCCAGGGCCGGGAACUGCCAUGUAGAAACAGUGAAGGUGAGUAGACGAGGUCGCCACUCCUCGUGGAAUCCGGUUCACCAAAUGAUCUUGCAGGCUUAUAUUGUAUCCAAUAUGGACACGGCCGAGGGUCGGCCUCGCAGUCCCCCUCCCGACAUUAGCCACGAUGACAAAGUGGGCAUAGCCCAUGCCACGGGUCUCACCAUGACAGCCAUCAAUCACUGGGUUGCCAACGUACGGUACCGACUCAGGCAUGCCGGCAGUGCCAAGUUCGUGAAGAACUACCAGACCACGAGUCCUCUGUUCCAGUGCUUAGAGUGUGGCACGCAGCCCACCACACCCAGACACUUUGUUUCACACUUGGAAAACCACCUGGGGUUCAAAGUGACCGAUGUCAAUGCCAUGGCAGCUAAAAUGGCCAGCGAACCGGUGACGCGCCAGGCUGUAAAUUCCAGCAAAGUUGCAGACGUGAAUGAAAAUUCCUUUAAGUGUUCGUUGUGCUCGUGUGAGUUCAAGAGCAGACAUGCCGUCAAGAUCCAUCUGAGCAAAACGCACGAGAAAUCCCCCCACUAUCAGGACAAUUUCAUCGUUCCCUUGAAUUCGAAUGUUCAGUGAAACUGAAUAUCAGCCUGAAAAGUGAAUUACAAAGAACACCCUUAUUUAUUAAGAUCAAUAGCUUUAUCUGUGUGACAGAUUUGUAAAGUUAUGUUGGGGGUCAAAACCUAUAUAAGAUUUUCUUGUUACAGUGUUCUUAUUAUGGUUAAAAAUGUUAAUUUACGCUUUUGCAUUUUUAGAAAAUGUGCUUGUUGUAAACUUGUUGUAAAACAAAUCCCAAGUAUUAUUCACAGGCUCUUCACAAUAGUCUUGACAGAUGAUUAGACUUCUUAGCUAUGCUACCGAAUCUUGGUCCUUAGUUAACAUAUAUUUAGGCAAGUCCUUCAAAUGAGGGUCUGUUUCUGGUGCUGGUAGAAACCUUUUCAUGACUAUUAGAAAUAUGUUUUAAGUAUAGCUAUUGCUAUGUUUAUGUUUAAGUAUUACUCCACCUCUUUAUUGUUGCCAAGAUUUUGUGGAAAAUUGUGAAUUUGUAGCAGCAGACACAGCGUUAUGAGACGAGGCAUUGUAAGGUGCUGUGUUUUACAUCAGAUGGAAAAUCUGCAGUGAAAUCGUGAUCUGAUGGUAUCCUAGCUCAGUGAAGGCAGUUGGUGAUUGGUCUGGAAGUAACUUCAUGGUGGAGAUAGUCACAGCACAUGGUACAACAGUUUACAAAGUUAGCACUUCUGUUCUGAGAUUAAGUUGUUCCAAAAAUAUCUUUAUCAUAUUGACAAAUCAAGACAGUUUACUUUCAAAUAAUGAUUGGAAAUGUUCACAGUAUGUAGUGAUGUCACCAUGUGUGUCAACACCAGGCAGAUAAAAGAUGUACACUUAAUGUUACAUAUUUUAAAAAAUGUUAUCUGCUUAAGUAAAAAAAUGAAAGUUUGAUUUGUUUUCAAGAGUCAUGUCAAACUGCCCAAAUUACACAUUUUGUGUAAACUUUGUGUUGACCUACUUUAUUGAGCCAUAUAUGUUGUAUGAUUUUUCAAAGUCUUCAGUAGUAGGUAGUGUCAUACACCAUUACAUUUGGACGUUAGGGGAACACAAUUAGUGUUAUGCAUUGUUAUUUUUUCCAAAAAUUUUGUCCACCCAAAUUGGUCACUGUCAGGAUUUCAUGUUUAUUUAAUUUAUAGGGUGCUUUUGUGAUCUGUUUUGAAAUUGCAAAACAAAGCUUUUGGGUUACGUGCAACUGGUUCAUGUUGGAGUGUAAAGUGAAGCUGAUAUUUUUGUGAACACCGUUGUGAACAGUGUUUUCAGAUGUUAUGAAAAGUUACAGGCUACAAGCUGGUAAUGGUUUGAAGAGAAUUUUUAUAUCAGAUUGGGGGACAGAAAACUAGAGCAGUGGGGAGUCAGAAUUUUUGUACUGAUGGGGAAGGAGGAAGUACUAUUGGCAUGAUGUAUUGUCUUUCCUCAAGAGAACUGAUUCAUAAGAAAGUAGAUAAAGAAAUACUAUCAAUGGCUGUCCUUUGUAGAUGUUAUUAUUACAGUGCAGUACUACUGUAUGAUGAACUAUGAAGCAAACAUUGUGUCCAUGUACAUGUAUGUGAGUAUGGUCCAAUCUGAGAUUGUUGAAUUCCUUCGCAAAUUGUAAUUUGCAUGUAGUGUUUGUACAUAGUAAUUUCAGCAGAUUUCUCUUUUACAUGCCAAACUGCUUCAAUGUUGGGCACAAAUGAAUUAAAGCAAAUGAAGACAUUUUGA
Messenger RNA from Branchiostoma floridae (Florida lancelet), 4497 nucleotides. RefSeq names its product teashirt homolog 1-A-like. Gene Ontology annotation, molecular function: DNA-binding transcription factor activity, RNA polymerase II-specific; DNA binding. Gene Ontology annotation, biological process: regulation of transcription by RNA polymerase II. The record is from RefSeq and is a predicted model, not a curated record. Bases 145 to 2823 code for a protein of 892 amino acids. Gene Ontology annotation, cellular component: nucleus. The transcript is spliced from 2 exons. Lineage: Eukaryota; Metazoa; Chordata; Leptocardii; Amphioxiformes; Branchiostomatidae.